Messenger RNA from Hyaloscypha bicolor E, 942 nucleotides. RefSeq lists its product as uncharacterized. NCBI's taxonomy places the organism in Eukaryota, Fungi, Ascomycota, Leotiomycetes, Helotiales, Hyaloscyphaceae. The record is from RefSeq and is a predicted model, not a curated record. Gene Ontology annotation, molecular function: protein binding. Bases 1 to 942 code for a protein of 313 amino acids. The transcript has a single exon.
AUGUCCGAAUUUUUGUACCAAUCGUUCUCAAAUCCACGUGCCAGACGAGGUGGUGACAGGCAGAAUGCCUCACAACUUGUCCUGAACGACCCCAAACUCCUCUCUCGCAUUCUGUCGUUCCUGGAUAUCCGAAGUCUCCUAUCGGUCCAGCGGAUGACUAGAUCUUGGCAUGAAAUUAUCGCUACAACACCGUCUCUUCAAGAAGCCCUGUUUUUCAAAUUCCCGUCACCGAACGCUCCACGAAUCCUAAAUCCACUUCUCAGAGAAGUAUGGCCGCUCUGGUUCAAAUCUCCGUCCUCUUUCAACAAAAGACGACCUCGCCCAAAAGCCGCUGAUUUUCGCUUUCUAAAAUGGACUCAACGCCCGUCGGUUUUUCGACGGCCUAAUGCUUCUUGGAGGAAAAUGCUAGCCAUCUCCGGCGGAACCCAAAUUACAGCUCUGAAAGUCACGUUGCACACUCAGAGCUGGCUAGGGGCACAAGAGAGUCAGGGUGUUUUCUUGUGCCCAGACGGGUUGCGAAUGGGUGCUUUGUGGGAUCUUACGAAAGACUGGUGCAUGUUUGACGAAGAAGCAACCUUCAUGGUGAACUGGGAUGAAGAGUUGUUCUCGGGUGAUGGGAGGGGAAAGGUUCAGUCCAUUCCAAAACCGGUGGACAGUGGUCGUUGGAAGUCCAAACUCCGGAAAAUCUUUCCUGGCAAGGAAACCAAGAAGGGAUUCACUGAGGUGUCUCUGAAAUCUGCAUCUUCCACUUCGACUCGAUCGAUGUAUUCUGACAAUGGAAGCUUGGAUGGAAGUGAUGAGCGAUUCGUGGAGUUGACCUUGUCAUACUCCAUUGAUAAUCAGGAUCCCGAGUUCAAUGGGCCUCCGGUCUUGGGGCUAGAGUUUCAAAGUGAAGCCUAUGAAAAAGUCAGCAUUUCAUAUGGAAAGACAGUUCCAAUCUGA